This is a messenger RNA of Coregonus clupeaformis (lake whitefish), 5815 nucleotides long. Its product is annotated as scavenger receptor class F member 2-like. Lineage: Eukaryota; Metazoa; Chordata; Actinopteri; Salmoniformes; Salmonidae. The record is from RefSeq and is a predicted model, not a curated record. Gene Ontology annotation, molecular function: scavenger receptor activity. The transcript has 10 exons. Bases 665 to 3421 code for a protein of 918 amino acids.
CAAGGAUAAACUAGACUACAUCGGGAAUUUCCCUCCGCCACUACUGGGAGCCCAAGAAAGAGAAGACAAUAACGGAAUAAAACUAUAUUAAUCUUUGAUUUAAAGAAAAUUUGACAUUUUGGCUCGGCCCGUUUUCUACUCGUUUGCUGUUAGCUUAGUUAUUCCACUGGGCACAAAACAAGAUUUGUGGUCAAAUCAUGGUUGGUGGCAAUAAGCGGCUGCUUCUAUUGUCGAAGGAGGAUGCCUGUUGGCUUCCGCUACUUUCCUUGUGUCUCUUUCCUGCUUGCUUAUUCUUUUGAAAAUGUAUGGAAUAACGAAUAGUUCUCUAUUACAAAUCUGCAAUGAAAGAAAGUCAUAAUUCGAGGAGAUCGAAUUGCGUGUUUAUGUUUGGGUUUUAUAAUUUAUUUGGAACUAUACUCUGCGUGGUUUGGUGUCGCUACACUUUGUUUCAACUCGGUGGUAAGCCUUUUCUCCGCAAAUGGAACCUGGAUUAUACCAUACUUGGAUAAAGUUUCUGAAGUUCCCACAAUAACAAAUAAACACCUUUUAUCGCCGUGGAUUAUACAUAAAGAAACCCCGGAUAACACAAUAGUAGGAUAACGUUUUCUGGAGAUGAGGAAUGCGGAGUGAAAGAGGCGUCUAGAAGGAUGCUGUUUCUUGUAAAAUGGAAUUGAAUAUUUUUUUUGCAGUUUUGGUGGUUUGUUCAUUUUUGUCGAGUUUCAGCCAAGAACUCAAUCCCAAAGGCAGGAAUGUAUGCAAACUACCAGGGUCACCAGUAUUGGUGUGCUGCAGCGGGUGGGGGCAGCUAGGAGAUGAAUGUUUGACACCUCUCUGUGAAGGGAACUUUACCUGUAAGGAGAAUGAGCUGUGCAUCAGGCCCAAUGAAUGUCGCUGUCGACAUGGAUAUUUCGGAGCCAGUUGUGAUACAAAGUGCCCAACCCAAUUCUGGGGCCCCGACUGCAAGGGCAAGUGCCAGUGCUUCCCCAACGGCCAGUGUGACGACGUGACGGGCAAGUGCACAUGCAACCCCAACCGCUGGGGGCCCAACUGCGAGAAGCCCUGCCUCUGCCAGAAGGGCAAGUGUGACCAGGACACGGGCUCGUGCACAUGCCACCAUGGCUUCUGGGGCACUCAGUGUGCUAACAACUGCUACUGCAGUCUCAACUCUGUCUGUGACCAGAACACAGGAAGGUGUAACUGUAGUCCAGGCUGGUCUGGGAGGAACUGUGCCAUCCAGUGUAACUGUAAUAACUCGCCAUGCGAGCAGUUUACGGGUCGGUGCCAGUGCCAGGAGAGACUGUGGGGCCCGCGGUGCGAGAGGUAUUGUCAGUGUAUCCACGGGAAGUGCAACCAGGGGGACGGCUCGUGUACCUGCACGCCAGGGUACCGAGGGAAGUUCUGCAGGGAACCGUGUCCCGCUGGGUUCUACGGACAGAACUGCAGGAACAGGUGUGGGCACUGUAAGGGGCAGCAGCCCUGUAAGAUAACCGAGGGGAGGUGUGUGACCUGUGAGGGGGGCUGGAACGGGACAAAGUGUGACCAGAUGUGCCUGCCAGGCUUCUUCGGAGAGAACUGCCUGGACGAGUGUCCUCCGUGUAAAGACGGCCACUUCUGCAACCGCAUCGACGGAAAGUGCUCCCACUGCAACCCCGGCUGGAUCGGGGACAGCUGCAACAUGACGUGUCAGAUGGGUCAGUAUGGAGUGAACUGUGCCCAGACCUGCACCUGUCACGACAACAACUGUAACCCAGUGUCGGGGGCCUGCAACCUACAGCCUAACCAGCGGAUGGGCGUGAUCGCGGCGGGAACCCUGGUCUCCUUUCUGCUCACUGUCCUCCUCUCACUCCUCUGCUGCUGCCUCUGCAGAAAUAAAGACCAACACAAUCCUGACCAAGACAACUCUACCAACAGUAAAAAAGCCAAGCGGAUCCUGUGUGGACGAUUCAGCCGAAUCAGCACCAAACUCCCCCGGAUCCCACUGAGACGGCAGAAGCUGCCUAAAGUAGUCGUAGCCCACCACCACCCUGAGAACACAUUCAACUGCAGCUUCAUCGAGCCCCCCUCUGUAGCCAAGCUGCCCUGCCCCUCCUCUUGGUCCUCCCAGGAGUCCUUCGAUUCCUUUGAGGAGGAACCCAGUGAUGAUGGCCCUGUGUACUGUGUUCCCCAUGAAGAGUCGCUGAAUGAGAAUAAGGAGAAGGACAGACCCCAGCCAGCAGCAGCCUUCCACAGUGAGGAUGAUACAGGGGGGUACACCUCCCUAAAAGACACCAGUGCCAGCACCUACAAACCCCAGGAUGGGAGCGAAGCGCCCCUCCUCAAGUCCUCUGACAGCGAGGGCUCCACCAGCGGCUCCGAGUCAGCCAUUGGGGCCCUCUACGCCCGCAUUGCACACCUCUCCAAGAACUCCAAGGAGGAAGAGGAUGGGGGCGACAGCAUGGUCACCAUCGAGGUCAAGGGUAACGGGAAACCACCGUCCCCGGGGGGAAAGACCACAACCAAACCGCGCCCGCCGGACCCCUCCACCAAACCCAAGGUGUCGUGGAUCCAUGGGAACAACGGGGGUACCACUCUCCAGGUGGAGAAGCCGAACCAGGGGGGCAAGGGGCUAACAUUUCCCAAGGUGAAGACAACCAGGAGCUCCAGCAACAGCUCAGCCAAGAGCGAAGAGAGGCAGAGGCUGAAGGAGAAUGCCAAGGAGAAGAGCAACCAGGAGGGAAAGGGGACAGAGGUCAACGGCUCCCCCAGCAAACACAAGGCCCACCGGGUGGGGAGGUCCGGAGAGAACAUGAACCACAUGGAGCACAUCAACGGGGUGGUGCAGAACGCUCUCAAGAAGAUCGGCAACUUCCACAACUCCAACUCCGACAAGAAGGCAGCCGCUGUGGAGACCCCCAAGGAGCCGCCCAAGAGCCCCAAAGUGAUCCACCCACACAUGAACUCCGAGGCCGCCACACUCCUGGCCGCCCAGCUCAAGGAGAAGACGCAGAGCAUCACCCGGAACGAGGGCACAUGCCUGGUAAAGACCAACGGCCUGUCCACCCCGAUCCUCCGGGACCGAGGAGACCGGGAGAAGCCCACCCCUCCGCAGAAGGCCAAACGGACCACCACUCCCACACCAGGCCACCAGGGCUCCAACAAGCCGCUGCUGCCUAACACCACCAACCUCCAGAAGAUGGUUGGUGUGGGGGUCCCCAAAACGGACCCGGCCAGCCCUGAGAUCGCCCCCAAGAGCCCGGAGAAGCAGGACUUGAACGGCUCUAGAGUGGGAGAGGGUGGUGGUGGUGCAGGGGACCCCACGCCAAAGAAGACCCCUAUCAAAAAGCCUCCCCGAAAGAAAGGCAAGGACGGGACUUUGGAUACUACUCUGGAAACUAAGACACCGACAAAGUCAGCAAUUAUGCCACCGCAGAUAGUCAAAUAGACAGUUUUUUGUAUUGUUUCUCACAGACAGGACAAUGGUGACAAUGGUGAAUUAAUUACUUUUCUUCCAAAGGAGACAUGCAAAAGGACUUGGUGGUUGUUCAUCAAAGGAAUUGAUUACUUUUGCAUGUGUUGUGUGUCCAGAACCAGUGGAAAGUAAGUAGAACUUGUUUUUAAACUGUGGUUCUUCUCAUUGGUGUGGGAGUGUGUUUGUAUUAUAUUAAACUGUAUACCAUACUAGUAUUACAUGGACUGAAAUUGAAAGUAAUUUCAUGGACUCUUUUCAUAAACCUGCAAUGUAUCCAUUUUCCACUACAACGCCGAACAUAACUGGGGGAGAGUGCUGACAGUGGCAAGCAAUUGUAUUUAAUUUCCUCCAUAUUUCUCCAAUGCACACAACUAUGUAUUCAUGUAAGAAUCUCAUCAUUGUAUCAUUAUAAUUUAAAUACUUUUUUCCUCAAUAUUGUAUGUGAUGCAGUACCAAUCAAAUCUAUGCAAUGUAAGUGAGGUCAAGUAAGGCUAAGUUGAACCAAGGUACUGAGAAUACGAGUACAAUAUUUUUUCUGUUUGAUUAAAAUUAGCCAGCUACAGUCCAUAAAGGAGAUUGUUGACCUCUUUCUUUCCAUAUUUUUUUUAAAUAUGUUGUGUAAUACAGAAUACAAACCAUUUUAAUUUAAGUACAGUAUCUAGCUCGUCCUGAGUUGCCCUUUUCUUCAAAUCAAGAUUCUCUCCUGUGGCAUUGGAUUUUCUGGUCUUUAGAGAGUACAUUCUUUCACAAUUCUGUCAGUCAUGGUUUGUUGGCAAACUAAUUAGCUUUUUGAACCCAAGCAAACUGUUAAGGGAGCAUUACGUUGUCAUUCUGCUCCUAACAGAGCUAUGAAUUAAUUUUUGUCCUCUCUAAUGGUUAUUCAUUUUUGGUCCGUAUCUCUAAGGCCAUACACUGUGUUAGGUCCUGUUGUCCCUUUGAGAAGACAUUCUGGGAUUUUCUAUGAUAUCACAUGUGGGGGUGUCAUCCUGAUAAAAAAAGAAUCUGGUUCAAAAUUAGCACAUUUUAUUGUGUUAUUAUCAUUUUUGUGAUGUGUUUUCCACAUUAAAUAAGACUAAAUGUCAUCUCUAGUGGACAUCAGGAUCGCUAACUAUGUGUUUUACCAACUGUCCCCAUUUACUGUAAUGUUAAUUUUUUUAUAUUUACUAUCAACCGAUUCCUAAUGACCACUACAGUGCACAUACAAUACAAAAUAAAUUCAAACAUUUUGUGAUGCAAAAAACAUAAGAAUUCGAAUCCUUUUUUUUGCUGGGUCUCAGGAGGAUAUCUGACUUUUGCUAAAGGCACGCACCAUACCUGUAAAACCAGCAAAAAAAUAAAUGCUAAGCUAUCUUUUCCGCGUGCUUAUCGAAUAGCUAGCUAGUGUAAAUGCCACACUUUUAGGUUCCUUCCAAAUCAAUGGUUGUCAGCUUCAAUCUCACCCACGUACGGGUAAGCAACGCUCCGUAUCAUAUAAUGUUUCUAUGCAUUGUUGUUUCAUAAAGGGCACGAUGGCUUAGUCAUCUGGUCUUUCUUAUCACAACGUUGUCUAUUAAGGUUGAAAGCAUUGAGGAAGUUUCCCUAUAAAAGGGCAGGGAGUCUGUUCAGACAAACACAUUUGAUUGUGAACUGAUACCUCCCUUCGCUGCUUCUCCGAUACAUUAGUGUAUUAUUAUUCUGUGGAAGGCCCUGAGUAGCUACAUCUUCUCUGAUUAUAAAGGCAUGGUAUAGUGGAAUACUCGAUACAGCAAGUAUUUCAAUCGCGAUAGUAAAUAGAAAAGUAAUAAAGAACAUCCUUGUCUUACACCUCUAGAUAAUUUAAUAUUCUCAGAAAAAGUACCAUUAUUUAUAAUUUCACAUGCAAGGUUGUUGUGCAUUACUUUUCUGCUGUUUUGCCAAGAGAUUAAACCACUAGUGUCUGAUGGUAUCAUUCAUUGUUACUGGGAAAUAUUACGUAGCAGAAGAAAUACAACACAAACUGAUACUUCAAUCAUUAUCUUCCUGUGGUUUAAUCCACAUUCACUAUUACAUGACUUAAAGUCUAGACAUGUUAUAUUGGUUUGAUGCAAGGUUGACUUUGUCCCAACUUGAAUUACGAAGUGUGGUAUAUUGGGGUGGGGGGGUAUAAGUAUUUGAUAAAAUAUAUAAUUUGGCCUUUAGUACCAAAUCCAAUAGAAACGCAUUGAAUAACACAUUCAUAAAUGGCAAAAAAGACAGUCAAAAAAUAAAUCAUAAGGAAUAAGGUUUUAUAGUGUCUGUCAUAUAUAUAGGAGACACGAAAGCUCAGGAAAUGAAAAAGUUUUUUUUGUUUUUUAAAAUACAUAUUUAACCUAUUUUUUUGGGUAGGCACACAACUACCUCCAUACUUCC